CUGGAGGCGUGGUGUAGAUAGUCGUGGCCUAAUUAUCCAAUAUUCUACAGCUCCAAUGUUAGAAAAUCAGAUAAGCAUUUGAAAUAAGAAUUCAAUAUGGUGUCUAUAUUAUGUUUGGCUUUUCUGUCGAUAGGGUUAGUGGAAGGUCAGCACGGUCACGGAAGCGGGGUUAACGCAGGAGAAGUUGAUGCCGCUAUUGUUGACGUAGAGCUGCACUAUAGCGAGAAACUUUGUCUUGAGAUCCUUCUAGUUGACUGUGCUAGACACGUGACCCAAGGAGAUGAGAAAGUGUGUGGAUCAGACGGUGUCACCUAUGGAAACCAUUGCAGAUUUGCACAUGCGGUGUGCGAAUUUCGGUCCUAUCUUAAUCCAUUGAAGCUGAGAAACCACGGACCCUGCCAGCAGACGACACCUUCAACAACUGCGGAUCCAGUCCAAUCUAUCAUUAUGAAUGUAUUCUGUCAAAAUAUAAAUACCCUCAGCUGUUCAAAUGGGGUACAAAUUUUAUGCGGAUCUGAUGGUCAACUGUAUGUGAAUCAGUGUGAGCUUUCUAAAGCAAAAUGUUCAAACCCGACGCUUACAGUCGCUGAUAGAUCGAAAUGUCCAUGAAAAUGUCAAGCCCUGGUUGUUUGAAUGUGUGAGAUAAAUAAAUUGUUCAUAUGCCGACUUUGAAAAUAAAUUGCAUGAAAAGAA
Mercenaria mercenaria is the source of this 693-nucleotide messenger RNA. RefSeq names its product agrin-like. Gene Ontology annotation, biological process: cell differentiation; multicellular organism development. The record is from RefSeq and is a predicted model, not a curated record. Gene Ontology annotation, molecular function: protein binding. NCBI's taxonomy places the organism in Eukaryota, Metazoa, Mollusca, Bivalvia, Venerida, Veneridae. The transcript is spliced from 4 exons. Bases 97 to 609 code for a protein of 170 amino acids.